Molecule: messenger RNA, 2401 nt
Organism: Phragmites australis (common reed)
Lineage: Eukaryota; Viridiplantae; Streptophyta; Magnoliopsida; Poales; Poaceae
Product: SNW/SKI-interacting protein A-like
Exons: 2
Coding region: 150-1967 (605 amino acids)
Biological process (GO): mRNA splicing, via spliceosome
Cellular component (GO): spliceosomal complex
Source: RefSeq, a predicted model, not a curated record
CCACAAAAGCACAGCCCAUCCCGUCAUCCCUUAUCACUUUCCCCAAAUUAGAAUCAAAUCCUAGCUUGUUCCCUGAUCCCCACCCGGCGACUCACGGAACCCUAACCCUAGGUCUGCCGCUCCGCGCCACAUGCGCGCGGCCGCCGCCCAUGGCGACCCUCAAGGAGCUCCUCCCAGUGCCCAAGACGUCGGCGUCCAUGUUCUACGACCACAGCAGCGACCCCUGGUUCAAGGAGCGGUACGGCGGCGAGUCCGCGCAGUCGUCCACCGAGAGGCCUGCGGCUGCGACGAAGCCCGUCCCUCCGUACGGGAAGCGGGCGGGAUUUGUGCCGCGCCGGCCUGAGGAUUUCGGAGAUGGCGGCGCCUUCCCGGAGAUCCACGUCGCGCAGUACCCGCUCGGCAUGGGCCGCCGCGACGAGAAGGGCGGGUCCAAGAUCCUCGCGCUCACCGUCGACGCGCACGGCAGCGUCGCCUUCGACGCCGUCGUGAAGCAGGGCGAGAACGCCUCCAAGAUUGUCUACUCCAAGCACAGCGACCUCGUGCCCAAGAUCGCCACGAUCGAUUCUCAGGCGGUCGGCGACGACGAGGAGCAGAAGCAGAUCGAGGAAACCACCGAGCGGACGAAAGCCGCCUUGGAGAAGGUUGUGAACAUCCGCCUCUCCGCUGCUCAGCCCAAGAAUGUGCCGACGCACGAUUCAGAGUCGAAGUUUAUCAAGUAUAAGCCGUCCCAGCAAUCAGCAGCUUUCAAUUCAGGCGCCAAGGAGAGGAUCGUUAGGAUGUCGGAGGUGGCGGUUGAUCCUCUUGAGCCACCAAAGUUCAAGCACAAGCGUGUGCCCCGAGCGUCUGGGUCUCCACCUGUGCCAGUGAUGCACUCGCCACCACGGCCAGUUACGGUGAAGGAUCAGCAGGAUUGGAAGAUUCCGCCCUGCAUUUCAAAUUGGAAAAAUCCAAAGGGUUACACAAUUCCACUUGAUAAGAGGUUGGCUGCUGAUGGGAGGGGUCUGCAGGAGGUGCAAAUUAAUGAUAACUUUGCAAAGCUUUCUGAAGCAUUGUAUGUGGCAGAGCAGAAGGCGAGGGAGGCAGUACAGAUGCGCUCCAAGGUGCAGAGGGAACUGAUGCUGAAGGAGAAGGAGAGGAAGGAGCAAGAGCUUAGGGCUCUUGCACAGAAGGCACGCAUGGAGAGGACCGGUGGCCCACCUGCGCCAGCAGCUGUGCUUGCUGGUGAUGGUAGGGGCGCAGUUGAUGCUAUCCUUGAAGAUACGGAUAUGGAGCAGCCACGUGAGCCACGUGAGCAGCGCAGGGAGACCAGGGAAGAGAGGGAGGCUAGGAUUGAGCGUGAUAGAAUCCGUGAGGAGCGUAGGCGGGAGAGAGAGAGGGAGAGGAGGCUGGAGGCCAGAGAUGCUGCAAUGGGCAAGAAGAGCAAGAUCACAAGAGACAGGGACCGUGACGUCAGUGAGAAGAUUGCUCUGGGCAUGGCAAGUACCGGUGGUGCGAAAGGCGGGGAGGUCAUGUAUGAUCAGCGUCUGUUCAACCAGGACAAGGGAAUGGACUCUGGGUUUGCUACAGAUGAUCAGUACAACAUCUACAGUAAGGGGCUCUUCACAGCGCAGUCCUCGAUGUCCACGCUUUACAGGCCUAAGAAGGAUGGUGAUUCUGAUGUGUAUGGUGAUGCGAGCGAACAGUUGGAGAAGGUUAUGAAGACUGACAGGUUCAAGCCUGACAAGGGAUUUACUGGUGCUUCAGAGAGGACUGGCAAGCGAGAUAGACCUGUGGAGUUCGAUAAGCAGGAGGAGAACGAUCCCUUUGGUCUGGAUCAGUUCUUGACUGAGGUGAAGAAGGGAAAGAAAGCUGUGGAGAAGAUUGGAGGCGGAGGAACCAUGAAGGCGAGUGCUGGAUCCUCGAUGAGGAAUGAUUACGAGGGUGGGGGAUCUGGGAGGUCCCGCAUUAAUUUUGAAAGGGGGCGUUGAGGUAUUUGCACUGCAUCAAUCUUCUGCAGGUUCUCAAUGCAUUCUCAAAUAUAUAAUCUAGCAGGAUGUCAUAUAAGAAGGAAUCUAGUUUCCUUCCUCUCAAGAAAAAUGGAUCAAGCAGCGGAAAAGACGAAGGAAUUGUUUCACUGUUGUAUUACGAUCUGACGAGCAAGUUGGGGUCGCGCGUAAUCGGACGGGAUCGUGUAUGGAAGCAGGGCGACAGCAGAAGCAUCUCGUCCCCUGCCACCCCCUCAGUUCCAUUGGCUCUUGGUUCGUCUCGUGCACCGUCCAUCUCACAGCGAUUCUGAUGCUACUCAUCUUCCUAGAAGUGACCACGAGAACCCUUGUCAUGGAUUUGUCAAGAGGCGCAUAUCGCGAGAUUAUUUGAAAGCUACGCUCGUAUCUGUUGGAAAAUAAGUCACUUUUAAAUUUAA